UCUCGCUCAGACACUUGAAACCGGCUCAACCCGCAUCACAUCUCUAUCACUCUUGCUUCUCCACAAGCGCAAGCAGCAGCGCUUAGCGACGGCAGCACAGCAAUGAACUUUUCUCCUUCCGACGACCCGCCCAACGAGUCCUCCGGCGCGCGCGCAAAGGGCAAGGGCAAGAAGCCAUGGUUCACUCGCGGCGACUCGGGAGCCUACUCCAACUCGUACCAGGCGGGCGGGUCCAGCUCUGACCCGACCGCUGCGGCCCAGGCCUACGGCAACGACCCCGAGGAUGCAGACAUCUACGGGUACGGUGGCAACGGCGCCGGGUCGUCGUCGUACAGCGGUGGUGGCGGUCUCGGCGGCGCCGAGGAGGGCCGCAUCAACGCCUGGGAGAGCAGGUUUGGGUGGAGGAUUGACGCGAUGGCCGCUGCGGCAUACCUCGGCGGUCCUAUCACUGCGGUUCUCUUCCUCAUCAUCGAGACACAUAACGACUACGUCCGCUUCCAUGCGUACCAGUCGGCACUGCUCACCACCCCGAUCGUCAUCUUCCUCCUCCUGACCAACCUCCUGCUCCCACUCCCCGCCUUCCUCAAGACGCUCAUCAUCCUCGGCGGCAUUGGCGUGACGCUUUACACGGCAUACCGCGCGUGGAAGGACGCACAGGACGGCCUCAACCGGUACUGGCUGCCAUACAUUGGCGAGAUUGCAGAGCGCUGGAGCCUCUCACCGCGCCUCCUCGUUCUCCUCGCGCUGGGCAUCAUCGGCCUAGUCUACCUCGUCUUCUCCAGGUCAUCAUCUACAUCACCGCACCGAACAACCUCCAAGUUCCUCGUCCCCCCAGACAAGUUCAUCCCCGUCGACUCUGGCCGCCCGUCGUGGCUGCCCGCGCCGUUGGCGCCGAAGCGCGCGGGUAUGCGCGUCCCGAAUGCCGUGCACUACGUCUACGGCCUCAAGGAGCCCAAGAACGGCAGGACAGAAGAGCUGCCGUACUACGCGUACCUCGCCAUGCGGAGCGCACUGCUCAACCUCAAGCCAGAGAAGAUCUACUUGUGGGUCCACGCCUGCAGUGGCAGAGACGAGCUCACGAAGCGCAGCCAUUACAAGCACCAGCCCCGGGGGCCGUGGUGGGACCUCAUCCGCCCACACUUGACGCUGGUGGAGACCCACCCCCCGUCGUCCAUCUUUGGCAACAAGAUCGAGCACUUUGCGCACCAGGCCGAUCUGGUGCGUCUUUGGGCGAUGAAGUACUCUGGUGGCAUCUACCUCGACAUUGACAUGUUUAUUAUCCGCUCGUUCGACGAGCUGCUCUACUAUCCCACCACGCUGGGUAUGGAGUCUGCGACGGACGAGAAGCGGUCGCUGUAUGACCCCGAGGGGCUAUGCAACGCUGUUAUCAUUUCCGAGCCUGGCGCAGCCUUCAUCGACCGCUGGCUCGCGUCGUACGAGACGUUCAAUGCCGACGACUGGGCCGGGCACUCUGUCCGCAAGCCAUGGCAACUGGCCCGCCAGCACCCCGACGACCUGCAGGUGCUCAACUCGCGCGCCUUCUUCUGGCCCAUGUGGUACGGCGACGAGAUCAAGAAGACGUUUGAGAACGACGACUUUGAUUUUCGAAAGUCGGGCCAGUUUGCCUACCAUGCGUGGGAGAGCCUCGCGAUGAAGUACCUGUCCAAGCUGAGCCCCGAGGGGAUCCGCAAAGAAGACAACAGCUUCCACCGCCUCGUCCGGCCGUUCAUCGGGCCCGACGACGACAAGAUCUACCGCGAGUGGAAGCACGGACACCGAUACUGAAGGAUAGACGCUGCGAGACGAUCACGUACCACCUGCAUGGCCGCGCGCCGCCCAGACAUGACAAGAUAUGCAUUUCACCCUAGUACCAAGAAAAAAAAUCGUCCACGCUCACACUCUAUCACUCUCUGACUCUAGCUGCUAGUUGGUGCCCGGGGCCCACUCGUCGACAAACACCUUGGCCAUGCGGCGCACGCCCUCGUCCAUGACCUCCUUGGGCUCGAACGAGAAGGACAAGCGGUAGUGGCCGGCGCCGGCCUCCUCAACCGUGUGCACGUCAUCGCCCUGGUACGGGUCGUGGUACCAUCCUGGGGUGAGGAGGACGUCGUGUGCGAUGAGUGUCUUCCAGAACACCUCCUCAAAGUCGUUCUCGGGCGUCUGGCGGCCCUCGGCGAACGCAGCGUACUUGGGGUGCGUGCGCCAGUACGCCUUGAUCCAGAUGAACAUGCCGCCCACGGGGGGCAGGAAGCUCAUGAGCGCUGGGCCAGUGUGCGCCUGCCCCUUGGGGUAGGCCACCUGGCCGAUAGCGCCCUCGACGUCUGUCUCCUCGGCGGGCACGACGUCAAACUCGUUGUAAAUGGCGUCGAGCAUCCAGUCGCGGCGCACGCGGUACUGCUCGCACAUGUUGACCUCCCACUUGAGGAAGCCGUCGAGACCCCACUCCUCGAGCAACUGGCCGACAAUGACCUGAGAGAAGCCCGACGGGCCGUUGGUCUGCACCUCGGACGUGCGGAGCAUGCGCUCGCAGAACAUCUUGUUCAUGGUGAACCAGCCGAGACGGCUGCCCGGCGCCAGCACCUUGGAGAACGUGUCCAUGCGGAUCACACGGCCCUGGUAGUCGAUGGUGAGGAACGACGGCGACUUGCGAGCGAGGAAUGCGUCGACGUCGACGGCGGGGUCGGGUCCAGUCGACGGCUGGCCGGCCUUGUACUCGGGGAACUCGAGCAUCGUGUACGGGUCGUCCUCGAUAAUGAUGACGUCGUACUUGACGGCCACCUCGUAGAUCUCCUUCCUGCGCUCAAGCUGCAUCGUCGUGCCGAGAGGGUUCUGGCCCACGGGCACGAGGUACAUGACGCGCGGGCGGCGCCCCUUCGACUCGUCCCAGUUGGCCAAUGCCUCCUCGAGCGCGUCGGCGCGCAUACCCUCGCCGUCCGAGUGGAUCGGGACGGCCUUGAUGCCCAUGGGGAUGAAGACGGACUGGGACGUCGAGUAGAUCAUGCUCUCGGUGAGGAUAAAGUCGCCGCGCUCGAGCAGCAGUUGCGUGAUCAUGCUCCAGGCCGCCGUCGAGCCCGUGUUGCCCAUGACCUCCCAGUCGGCGUAGGCCGGCUUCCACAGCUUCUCGGUCAGCGCGCGCUGGAACGCGAGCAGCUUGGGCAUGCCCGUGGAGGGCAUGUACUGGAGGCCCUGGGAGAGCGCGUACGCCGUCGACGGGGUGAGGUCGCGCUGGAUCGCAUAGUCGACGCUGUCGGCCGGCGGCUGGGGCGCCAUCGGGUCAAUGACCGUGUCGGCCGGGAAGGCCGAGACGGCAAUGUUGUGGAAGGGGAACACGGAGGGGUGGGGGAGGCCGCCAGCAAACGAGAUCAUGCCCUUCUGGUACAUGUACUUAAUGAUGUCCUUGAGCGGGCUGGGCUUGCGCGAGCGCGAGAGCAGCGACAGGUGGUGGCUCAGGUCGACUGCAUUCGGGAGGGGUGCGGUGGGGUGGGGCAUUGUGGUGGUGGAGUGUGGCGGGGGUGUGAUGGGUCGCGAUAAGAGGUGUAAAAGGCCGAGAAGUGUGCGGAGCAAGGUCGGGCAGUGGCCAGUCGACUCUAGCAAUCACCAAGUAGCAGCAGUAGCAGUAU
Molecule: messenger RNA, 3620 nt
Organism: Vanrija pseudolonga
Lineage: Eukaryota; Fungi; Basidiomycota; Tremellomycetes; Trichosporonales; Trichosporonaceae
Product: UPF0132 membrane protein
Exons: 12
Coding region: 103-1785 (560 amino acids)
Source: RefSeq, a predicted model, not a curated record